Messenger RNA from Drosophila gunungcola (fruit fly), 3277 nucleotides. It is a transcript of the gene Sgs1, whose product is annotated as mucin-2. NCBI's taxonomy places the organism in Eukaryota, Metazoa, Arthropoda, Insecta, Diptera, Drosophilidae. The record is from RefSeq and is a predicted model, not a curated record. The transcript has 2 exons. The coding region runs from base 59 to 3190 and encodes 1043 amino acids.
AAGUCGUACGCAGUGCCCCUCUUAAAGACUAUCAUCGCAAAUUGCAAGGAGUAACAAAAUGAAAUUAGCGCUCAUCUGCAUAACUGUGAGCAUUCUGCUCAUACAGUUUGCAGAGGUAAAGGCAGAUUUCGAUUUGCAGAAUCUAAAGGAUGGUCCCGUGGAGGAAAUAGUACCCGGAGAUGAUGGUGACACAAUCUGGGAUCCCCAACCGAUGGAGCCGUGUGUCUGUGAGGAUACAACCACAACUAAAAAACCGAGAACAACCACCAAAAGAACCACAACCACAAAACGAACCACAACGACGAAAAGAACCACAACUCGAACCACUAAAAGGACCACAAAACGAACCACCACCACGCCAGCCACUCCGGAUACUACAGAUGCGCCUAUAACGACCACGGAUAGCGGUUGCUCCGAUCAAACUACUACAAGCAGUACCGAUACAUCCACCGCCACAUCCACCGAUACAUCCAGUGACACAAGUACAGUGGUAUGCACCGACAACACAACUCCGUUGUGUACUGAAAUCACUACACAAAGUUGUACCAGUACCCAAGAAACGUCCACUGCAUUACCUACUAGUACCUGUACCGUUGAAACUUCUACGGCGGUUCCUACAUGUCCCUGCAGCGUUCAAACUACAAGUUCCUGUACAACAGCGACUUCCACUGCAGCGACUUCCACUACCCCAACACCAUCUACUUGCACCACGACCACAAUGUCUCCUAUUACAACACCUUCCUCUUGUGCUCCAACAACUACCACUCAAAAAUGCACCACAACUGCGUCUACAUGCGCCCCAACAACUACGACAACUACAACAUCAACCUGCGCCCCAACAACUACCACACCAAUAUGCACAACAACAUCGUCCACAAGUCUCCCAACAACUACCACUCAAAGAUGCACAACAACAGCAUCUACCUGUACCUCUACUACUACAACAACUCCAAGAUGCACAACAACCGUAACGACGUGUGCCCCAACAACUACCACCCCAGUUUGCACAACAACAUCAUCCACAAGUCCCCCAACAACUACCACUCAAAGAUGCACAACAACGGCAUCUACCUGUGCCCCAACGACUACCACUCCAAAGUGCACUACAACAGCAUCCACAUGUGCACCAACCACUACUACUACUCCAAGAUGCACAACAACCGUAUCCACGUGUGCGCCAACAACUACCACUCCAGUAUGCACAACAACAGCAUCUACCUGUGCCCCAACCACUACUACUACUCCAAAGUGCACUACAACAGCAUCCACAUGUGCACCAACAACUACUACGACUCCAAGAUGCACAACAACCGUAUCCACGUGUGCCCCAACAACUACUACAACUCCAAGAUGCACAACAACCGUAUCCACGUGUGCCCCAACCACUGCCACUCCAGUAUGCACAACAACAGCAUCUACGUGUACUCCAACAACUACCACUCCAAAGUGCAGUACAACAGCAUCCACAUGUGCACCAACAACUACUACAACUCCAAGAUGCACAACAACCUUAUCCACGUGUGCCCCAACAACUACUACUACUCCAAAGUGCACUACAACAGCAUCCACAUGUGCACCAACAACAACUACUACUCCAAGAUGCACAACAACCGUAUCCACGUGUGCCCCAACCACUGCCACUCCAGUACGCACAACAACAGCACCUACGUGUACCCCAACAACUACCACUCCAAAGUGCACUACAACAGCAUCCACAUGUGCACCAACAACUACUACAACUCCAAGAUGCACAACAACCGUAUCCACGUGUGCCCCAACAACUACUACAACUCCAAGAUGCACAACAACCGUAUCCACGUGUGCCCCAACAACUACUACAACUCCAAGAUGCACAACAACCGUAUCCACAUGUGCACCAACAAUUUCUACUACUCCAAGAUGCACAACAACCGUGUCCACGUGUGCCCCAACAACUACUACAACUCCAAGAUGCACAACAACCGUAUCCACGUGUGCCCCAACAACUACUACUACUCCAAGAUGCACAACAACCGUAUCCACAUGUGCACCAACAACUUCUACUACUCCAAGAUGCACAACAACCGUAUCCACGUGUGCCCCACCAAUUACUACAACUCCAAGAUGCACAACAACCGUAUCCACGUGUGCGCCAACAACUACCACUCCAGAAUGCACAACAACAGCAUCUACCUGUGCCCCAACGACUACCACUCCAAAGUGCACUACAACAGCAUCCACAUGUGCACCAACAACUACUACUACUCCAAGAUGCACAACAACCGUAUCCACGUGUGCCCCAACAACUACCACUCCAGUAUGCACAACAACAGCAUCUACGUGUACCCCAACAACUACCACUCCAAAGUGCACUACAACAGCAUCCACAUGUGCACCAACCACUAUUACAACUCCGAGAUGCACAACAACCGUAUCCACGUGUGCCCCAACCACUACUACUACUCCAAGAUGCACAACAACCGUAUCCACGUGUGCUCCAACAACUACUACUACUCCAAAGUGCACUACAACAGCAUCCACAUGUGUACCAACAACUACUACUACUCCAAGAUGUACAACAACCGUAUCCACGUGUGCCCCAACAACUACUACAACUCCAAAGUGCACUACAACAGCAUCCACAUGUGCACCAACAACUACUACAACUCCAAGAUGUACAACAACCGUAUCCACGUCUGCCCCAACAACAACUACCACUUCAGUAUGCACAACUACAGCAUCCACAUGUGUCCCAACAAGUACCACUCCAAUGUGCACUACAACAACACCGACAUGUACUUCACAAACAACACCAACGCCUGGUCCCACAACGACUCCAACGAUUUGUACGACAACCCCAGCGAUUACCAUACCCACGACAACCAGGACAACACCUCGUCCGAUAACCACGACGCGUCGUCCUUGUCCCUGCCGGCCCCAACCUCCCAGCCAGAUCCCGCCCUGGUCUUGGUUGUACCCCUACCCAUCUUACCCCAACCCCUGGUGGCCCUGGCAGCCCAGCCCGAAUAUCCCGCAGUGGCCACAGUUACCGGGUAACAUGCCGUAUCCUCAGUGGCCAUGGCCUCAGUGGCCAAGACCACCAGUAGUGACCCCCACAUCCGACGAAUGUGAAAACAUUUGCGAAAACCUAUUGAAGGGUGUGAAGUACCAGGAAGAUCUUAUCAGAAGAUGCUUGUGUCCACGUUCAUAAUUAAGUAAGAGGUUUUUAAAAUAUAUAUGUUAUUAGUUUAAUUGAAAAAUUGUUAAAUUGUAUUUUGCUUUAAUUAAAUGUUUGUUA